AUGACAACGCCUGAACGAGUCUCCUUCCCUGCCGGCGUCUGUCGGCAGUGGAGAGGAGACGCGUCUCCAUGGCAACCUGUGAACCCGUCCUACUCCCUGCUGGCCUCCUCUGGCAGUGGAGGAGGCGUGUCACAACGGAGACCCUGCUUGCUUCUGUGUCAGCGAGUAGGGGAGGAGAGUCUGCUGAUUGCUGGAGCCUGGGAAUCCCAUGGGCUCGAUGCAAUGACUACUGCCCUCCAGGAUAUAGAAAAGUUUCCGGAUUUACAACCUGCUGCUAUCACUGCGUCCCUUGUUCUGAGGGUGAAAUGUCCAAUUUUCUUUAUAUUGGGUAUUUUUAUCCUGUACUGGGACACUCCUACUGUUAGAGCCAAUAACAGGAACCUCAGCUUCCUCCUCCUUGUCUCCAUCAUCUUGAGCUUCCUCUGUGUGUUUCUGUUCCUCGGUCGUCCUGAGGAUGUAACCUGCAUGCUGCGGCAAACAGCUUUUGGGAUCAUCUUCUCAGUAGCCGUGUCCUGCGUGUUGGCCAAGACCUUAAUGGUUUGCAUCGCUUUCAAAGCCACCAAACCUGGGAGUUACUGGAAAAAAUGGAUGGGAGCCAAAGUGUUCAACAUUAUAGUUCUGAUGUCUUCCUCCAUUCAGGUUUUCAUUACCAUUAUUUGGUUGGCCAUUUCUCCUCCUUUUCAGGAGCUGGACAUGCACUCAUACAAUGAAAAGAUCAUCAUUCAGUGUAACGAGGGCUCGGCCAUCGCCUUCUACUGUGUCCUGGGUUAUAUGGGGCUUCUGGCAGCUGUUAGUUUUAUUAUAGCUUUUUUAGCCAGGACAUUACCGGACAGUUUUAAUGAGGCCAAGUACAUCACCUUCAGCAUGCUGGUAUUCUGCAGCGUUUGGAUUGCGAUGAUCCCGGCCUAUUUGAGCACCAAAGGCAAAUACAUGGUGGCCGUAGAGAUUUUUGCCAUAUUGGCCUCAACUGCUGGGUUAUUAAGCUUUAUGUUUUUCCCAAAAUGUUACAUUUUGCUAAGAAAAACAGAGAUAAACAGAAGACAUUUAUUAAAGUAA
Messenger RNA from Spea bombifrons (plains spadefoot toad), 1056 nucleotides. RefSeq names its product vomeronasal type-2 receptor 26-like. Bases 1 to 1056 code for a protein of 351 amino acids. The record is from RefSeq and is a predicted model, not a curated record. Gene Ontology annotation, cellular component: membrane. Gene Ontology annotation, molecular function: G protein-coupled receptor activity. NCBI's taxonomy places the organism in Eukaryota, Metazoa, Chordata, Amphibia, Anura, Pelobatidae. Gene Ontology annotation, biological process: G protein-coupled receptor signaling pathway. The transcript is spliced from 3 exons.